Molecule: messenger RNA, 5276 nt
Organism: Astyanax mexicanus (Mexican tetra)
Lineage: Eukaryota; Metazoa; Chordata; Actinopteri; Characiformes; Acestrorhamphidae
Product: apoptosis inducing factor mitochondria associated 3
Exons: 20
Coding region: 635-2434 (599 amino acids)
Biological process (GO): execution phase of apoptosis
Cellular component (GO): cytoplasm; mitochondrion
Molecular function (GO): 2 iron, 2 sulfur cluster binding; oxidoreductase activity, acting on NAD(P)H; flavin adenine dinucleotide binding
Source: RefSeq, a predicted model, not a curated record
GUGUUAGCAUCCCCCGAGCAACUCCAUCAAUACUGCAUACAGCUGAACUGCUGGCAGAAGACCUGCUACUGCUGCAGCCCACAGCCUCCGAGAGAGAGAGAGAGAGAGAGGAGGGCAGAGGACGAGCAAGACUGAGAGAGAGAGAGAGAGAGUGUAAGAGUGUGUGUGUGUGUUAGGAGCAUUAGAAUAAGCAGUAGGAAUAGAGUGAGUAAGAGAAAGAGAGAGAGGGAGAGAGAGCAGCACUUCUUUUGGUCGCCUCUGUUUUCUGCCUACUGCUGCUGCUUUGUGUGUGUGUGUGUGUGUGUGUGUGUGUGUGUGUGUGUGUGUGUGUGUGAGGCUCGCAGUGGGACUGUGCCUGGAUCCUGGGUUACUGCAGUAAAAGCAGUGCAGGACAGAGCACAGCUCUUCAGGAGGCUGGACACUGUGCAGUAGAAUGCUGCAUCUGACCGCCCACUGACCGCACACAGGCUAUGUGCAGUGGCUGAUUUCUGAUAUGGACAAGCGGGCCAGACAGGUCCGAACUUCACUACUGUGGUGCUGCAUCCAUCCCCAUUCCCUACGGUCCAUCCUGAGCUUCUGAUCCUGCCCUGGGCUUCCCAAUCACCGGGCCUCCUGGCUUCACUCCGGGCCCACCAUGGGAGGAUGCCUCUCCAAACCCAAACCAGUUGAGGUGAAAGUUGAGUUGACUCUCCUGGAGAAAGAGAAGGAAGCAGACCUGAUGUCUCCUAAUGGAAAGGCCAGUCCCUUCUCCGAGUGCCGUCCCAACGGUUCCCUGGGUCACUGCUCGGACGAAGACUCCGCCGCGUUAAGGCCAUCUCACAAACACAGAGACUAUAUAGAAGCCACGGUGUGCCACGUCAAAGAUCUGGAAAAUGGACAGAUGCGUGAGGUGGAUCUGGGAGCGGGCAGAGCUCUCCUCAUCAAGGAACAUGGAGAAUUCUCUGCCAUUGGGCACAAGUGCCCACACUAUGGGGCACCACUGGUUAAGGGGGUUUUAUCCAAAGGUCAUGUCAGAUGUCCGUGGCAUGGAGCCUGUUUCAGUAUCGCAACUGGAGACAUUGAAGAUUUCCCCGGAUUGGACAGCCUUCCCACCUUUCAGGUCAGAGUUGAAAAGGACAAGGUGAUCAUACGGGCAAACAAGCAGGCUCUCCAGACGCAGAGGAGGACGAAGGCUAUGGCAAAGUGUUCUGCAGUCAUAAACUCCAGUACAAGCUUUAGUCACGUUCUCAUCAUCGGAUCAGGUCCUGUUGCCUUGGUGUGUGCUGAGACGUUGAGGCAGGAAGGCUUCACAGACCGUAUCGUGAUGUGCACCAUGGAAAAGCACCCGCCCUAUGACAGACCUAAACUGAGUAAGUCAUUAGAAAGCACAGCCGAGCAGCUUCAACUACGGUCAAUGGAGUUCUUCCAGAACCAUGACAUAGAGCUGCUACUGGAAAAAGAAGCUGUAUCUGUGGAUGUAAAGACGAAGACGGUAACGUUUCAGGACGGCUAUAAGAUGGAGUACAGAAAACUCCUGAUUGCAACGGGAAGCAAACCCAAGAGCAUAAACUACAAAGGUAAAGACAUUGGGAACGUCUUUCAACUGAGAACUCCUGAAGAUGCUAACAGCAUAGCCAGGCUAGCAGGCAGCAAGAAUGCAGUCAUCGUGGGAACCUCCUUUAUUGGAAUGGAGGUUGCAGCAGCUCUGACAGAUAAAGCUCACUCGGUCUCUGUGAUCGGAACUGAGGCUAUGCCAUUCCGUAAAGCUCUGGGGGAGAAAGUAGGGAAAGCUCUGAUGAAGCUGUUUGAGAUGAACAGGGUGAAGUUCUACAUGCUGAACGAGGUAUCGGAGAUGCGAGGGCAUCAUGGACAGUUAAAAGAAGUGGUCCUAAAGAGCGGAAAGGUCCUCCGAGCAGACGUGUGUGUUAUUGGUGCAGGUUCGAGUCCUGCCACCUCGUUUUUGAAGCAGAGUGGAGUACACAUGGACUCCAAGGGAUUCAUCACUGUCAACAAGAUGAUGCAGACAAAUGUGGAUGGAAUUUUUGCUGGUGGUGAUGUAGUAACGUUUCCACUGGCUUUACGAGGCAAUAAGAAGGUGAACAUUCCUCACUGGCAGAUGGCCCACGUACACGGGAGGGUUGCUGCUCUCGGUAUGAUGGGAAAAACCUCAGAGGUCAGAACGGUGCCUUACUUCUGGACUGCUAUGUUUGGUAAAAGCGUACGCUAUGCAGGUUAUGGAGAUGGUUUUGAUGACGUCAUCAUCCAGGGAGACUUGGAUGAGCUAAAAUUUGUGGCAUUCUACACAAAGAGUGAGGAGGUGAUAGCUGUGGCCAGUAUGAACUAUGACCCUAUAGUGUCUCGGGUCGCUGAGGUCUUUGGUUCUGGAAAGACCAUUAAGAAGCGAGAUGUGGAGACGGGAGAUAUGUCGUGGUUGAUAGACAAAGGCUCACAGUGAAGGCCGUCAGGACCCUCAGUACAGCAGUCUAUACAAUAUACAGAGACUUUGGGCCGAAAUCCUUUUCUUCGAGGCCAGAGGAACCAGAGUGGGAGAGGUGGAGCACCAGCUGGUGAACUGGGACACUGCAUGGGGUAGGAGCACAGGUUUAUCUGACCCCAAAAAACUGAGCUCAAACUGGGCCCAAAACAUGAGGCAUGCACCUGCUCGAGACUCUGGGGAUCUCUAUGGACCAGCCAGCCAAGGAACUGUAAAUACAGUAUAUGGUAUUUUGUAUUUCGCAGUGUUAGCAUGGAAUAAACCGUAAAAACUGAGCCAUAGAAGGUUUUUAAUGGUUUCUAAUAUUGAUGAUGUCACCGGACGGGAUCGGAUUGGAUCAGACGGGAUUGGAUUGUGUCUGGAACGUUUCUUCUCCAGUUUCUUCUCUGCUUGUGCACGAAGCAACUACUACCUGUACACAGUGUUUAUGAUGGGCUGUUUUAAUGGGGAAUUUUCUUUUGUACAUGCAACUUUGUAAAUAGCUAUAAAAAAAAAAAAGCCAGAAAUGGAAAAUCCACUGGAACAUGAAACACGAUGGUUUCGGUUUUGGUAUCGGUUUCGGAUUUGUUUCUACUGAACCAGUGCACAGUUUAUAACGCUAGCGAUUAGCUUGCUAGGGGGAUUAUGGGUACGCUACAAUGGGUAUACAGCGUUUAGGACUAUCAUAAGUAUCUGACCUUUGUACAGAUAUGCAGCUUCAGUGUUUUUAAGCCCCUAAUCCUUUGCUUUGUUCGGGAAUUUCAUCAUUUUGAGAAAUCGUACGAAAUCUGUAGACCUAGAAUAAAAAAAUAACGUAAUAUUUGAUGUAAUGAUGUGAGGCCAGGUUAUGAUUUUAGACUUGUUUUUAGUCUUGACAGAAAUGUCGCAGAGAAAGCGCGUCACAGGCCCAGGCCUGUCAUGAUAAUGAAAUAGUUUCCCAAAAAUAAUUGUGAGUAAAUAGUUGUAUGAAACAUAAAUGAAAUAAAAACAUUGUUCUUACACAAUGUCAAAAUACUAGCUCAUUAGAAAAUACUUAAUACAAAUUCUCCUGUUACAAAGUACUUAAGUAAAAAGUUUAAAUACUCCAGUUACAAAAUACUAAAGUAAAAGUACAAAUACCACAGUUCAACAUGCUGAAGUAAAAGAACAAAUCAUUUUCUAUUUAGAAAAUACUUAAGUAAAAGUUUAAAUACCCCAGUUAAAAAUACUAAAGUAAAAGUACAAAUACCCCAGUUAAAAAUACUAAAGAAAAAGUACAAAUACCACAGUUACAACAUGCUGAAGUAAGAGUACAAAUAAUUUUUCAAUUAGAAAAUACUUAAGUAAAAGUUUAAAUACCCUGGUUACAAAAUGCUGAAGUAAGAGUACAACUACAGCAGUUACAACAUGCUGGAAUAAAAGUACAAAUAACAUUUAAAUUUAAAAAUACUAAAGUAAAAGUUCACAUACCCUACUUACAGAAUGUUGGAGUAAAAGUACAAAUACAGCAAUUACAACAUGCUAAAGUAAAAGUACAGAUACUUUAAAUUCUCCAGUUACGAAGUACUUAAGUAAAAGUAUAAAUAAUAUUCCAUUUAGAAAAUACUUAAGGUAAAGUUCAAACACCCCAGUUACAACAUGCUUUAGUAAAAGUACAAAUACGGUAGUUACAACAUGCUGAAGUAAAAGUAAAAAUAAUAUUCCACUUAGCAAAUACUUAAGUAUUUUGUAACUGGGGUAUUUGAACUUUUACUUAAGUAUUUUGUAACUGGAGUAUUUGUAAAUUUACUUAAGUAUUUUCUAAAUGGAUUUUUUUUGUACUUGUACUUAAGUAUUUUGUAACUGGGGUAUUUGAACUUUUACUUAAGUACAAGUACAAAUAAAUUCAAUUUAGAAAAUACUUAAGUAAAUAUACAAAUACUCCAGUUACAAAAUACUUAAGUAGAAGUUUAAAUACACCAGUUACAAAGUACAAAUUAUAAUUAAAUUAGAAAAUACUUAAGUAUAAGUUAAAGUACCCCAGUUACAAAAUGCUGAAGUAAAAGUACUAAUACCACAGUUACAAAAUAAGACUAUUGUUUUUAAAGAUGUUUUUAAACAAGUACACAUAUCAGCUCAUUCAGGUUAAUGGGCUCUCCUCUCUAAGUGAACACAAUGGGCAGUAAUAUUAAGGUUAUAAAUGAUCAAGCAUAUAUCCAUAUAUUCUGUAGGAUAAAUGAUAUAAGAUAUAAGGUAUAAAGUAAAGUUGUGGCAGGUCUAAACAGUUUUGACUGUCUGAAGGCUGGCCUGGUCUGUUCACACAGCUUCCCUAAACCGGAUCAUCGAUUCACUAAAAUCCAAACACCCUCUAUUAGACCACAGUAUCAUUAUGAAUGUGCCCGGCGAUAAGAGAGCAUGUGACCCGGCGUUCUGCAUUGCAAUGCUGACUAACAGCUCCUCUUUUAGCUCUUAAAUACAAAGUACCUCUUACGGUAACUCAUGGUUGCCUUGCUAGUUAAUUGCACAAAAUAAUAUAAAUAUAUAUUAAUAUAUAUAUUUAAAGCUAUACCUCUAUAUUAAUGCUAGAAAAAAAAGAAAUAAAUCUAUAGGCUUGGAUUUUCUGAUGUCUUGACCUGAUCUGAAUGUUUGAUUGACUAAUUGAUUGAUUGAUUGAUUGACUGACUUGAUGAUUUACUGUAUUUUUAGAUAGUAUGCAAUAAUUCUGAAUGCUGAUUUGGUAGUUUUGACCUCCUGAAGCUCCGUUUUGUUACUAACUCAGGGAUAGGAGGUUCGAGUCCUGCUUAUAUGAGGGUUUGUUCUGGUGAAAAAAAAUAAUAAUAAAGAAAUUUAUUGCUUUUAUAUUCUA